CCUCACUGCACUUCAACUUCACAUAAUUAAUAUCCACACGUUUCAACGAGCUUCAUUUGCCCUUCUAUAGGCAAGAGUUUGGCUCUCUAUUCUGCUCUUCAUCAUGACCAUGCCAAGUGUCAUCAACGGCGUUGAUGGGCGUGCGGAGUCGAAGAUCUACUACAGAAGCAAGUUGGAGGGGUUGAAAAAUGCCGCCAGCGCCUCCAAAAUCGAUAUCAUUGAUAUCCGCCACGACAACGUUGAAUUUAAUCUGAAAGCAGACAUUUUAACUUCUUUGAGGCCUGAAGUCGGCCCGAAGAAAUUACCUACUCUUCUUCUCUAUGAUGAGCGGGGCCUGCAGCUGUUUGAGGAUAUUACAUAUUUAGAGGAAUACUAUCUCACAAAUGCUGAAAUAGAUGUCCUUCAAACUUCGUCUGAUAGUAUCGCAAAGGCCAUCCCGACUGGUUCCAUGGUUGUUGAGCUCGGCAGUGGCAAUUUACGGAAGGUGAGUAUACUACUUCACGCGCUGGAAGCUGCUCGCAAGGACGUUGAUUACUAUGCCUUGGAUCUGUCUUCGAAAGAGCUGAAGAGGACGCUUGAACAAGUUCCAAGGUUCAAGCAUGUUAGAUGCCACGGACUUCUCGGGACUUACGAAGAUGGGCUCGACUGGUUGAAGUUACCCCAGAACAAGAGCCGUCCCAAGUGUGUCAUGUCUCUUGGAUCCAGCAUAGGUGGGAAUUUUGACCGCCACGAAGCAGCCGAAUUCCUGCGUGGAUUCUCGGACGCUCUGCAGUCGGGUGAUUCUAUUCUAGUUGGAUUAGAUGCAACCAAUGAUCCAGCCAAAGUUUACCAUGCUUAUAACGACUAUGUGGGAACCACUCACAAAUUCAUCUUGAAUGGCUUGCUUCACGCCAAUGACAUACUCGGCGAGCGAGUUUUUGAGCUCGAUGACUGGAAAGUGAUUGGCGAAUAUGUUUUUGACAGCGAGGGCGGACGCCAUCAGGCCUUUUAUUCCCCCCUCCGAGACAUCCGUUACAGGGACAUUCAGUUCAAAGCUGGCGAGCGAAUCCAAGUCGAGCAAAGCUUGAAAUUCUCAGCGGAAGAGGCAGCUCAACUCUGGAAAUUUUCGGGUUUGCACGAGGUUGGUCGUUGGUCAGCCUCAUGGGACGCUUAUAGCGUUCACUUGUUGACAAAACCAAACAUGGUCUUCGAUUCAGACCCUGCGGUAUACGCCGCAGCGCCGGUUCCGACCUUGGACGACUGGAAGGGCCUAUGGGAGGUGUGGGACACUGUCACGAGAGGCAUGAUUCCCGACGAAGAGUUACUGGGGAAACCAAUCAAGCUCCGCAAUGCUUGUAUCUUCUAUCUGGGUCACAUCCCAACAUUCAUGGAUAUUCAGCUUACUAAGACCACCAAGCUGCCCCCCUGUGAGCCCUCGUACUACCCUCAGAUAUUUGAAAGAGGAAUUGAUCCGGAUGUCGACAACCCUGAGCAUUGCCAUGCUCACUCCGAAAUUCCUGAUGAAUGGCCACCACUGCAGGAGAUUCUGGCGUAUCAGGACCAAGUGAGGGCUAAAAUAACGGGGCUGACCAAGGGCCAAAACAUUCCGCGUGAUAUUGGACGAGCUCUUUGGAUUGGAUUCGAACAUGAGAUCAUGCACUUAGAGACCCUUCUUUACAUGCUCUUGCAAAGCGACAAGACUCUACCGCCCACCACGUUUACUCCGGAUUUCGAGGGUGAUGCAGAGCGUGCCAAGGCUGCCCGAGUGCCGAACCAGUGGUUCGAGAUUCCUGAGCAAAGGAUUUCAAUUGGUCUUGAUGAUCCUGAAGAUAACUCUGGACCUAAUCGUCAUUUCGGGUGGGACAACGAGAAACCUCCAAGGAGUGUUGUGGUUCCAUCGUUCAAGGCCAAAGCUCGCCCAAUCACAAAUGAAGAAUAUGCUGGUUAUCUCGAGCAGACACACAGCUCCAAGCUUCCUGCCUCAUGGGCUGAGAUUCACAGGAACGGUGCCCAGACCAACGGCCAUUCCAACGGUCACGCCAACGGCUAUAUGAAUAGAUACACGAAUGGAUACACGAAUGGCCACUCAAACGGCUUCCCUCCUCUAACCAAGGCAUUCUUGGAAGGCAAGGCUGUGCGUACUGUUUACGGUCUAGUGCCUCUCAAAUUUGCACUGGAUUGGCCUGUUUUCGCUUCAUUUGACGAGUUGGCAGGAUGUGCAAGUUGGAUGGGCGGAAGAAUACCAACUUUCGAGGAAGCACGCAGCAUUUAUAGCCAUGUGGAUGGUUUGAAAGCCAAAGAGGCCGAACAGCAUUUGGGGAAGACCGUUCCAGCUGUCAAUGCGCACUUGGUCAAUAAUGGAGUCGAAGAAAGCCCGCCAUCACGAGGUUUGGUAAUCGGUGAGAGGUCCAAAGAGCUCUUCACCAAUUUAGCAGGGGCCAAUGUAGGCUUUAAGCACUGGCAUCCUGUCGCUGUCACGGCGAACGGCAACAAACUUGCUGGCCAGGCUGACAUGGGAGGUGUUUGGGAAUGGACGAACUCUACCCUCGAAAAGUAUGAGGGUUUUGAGCCAAUGAAACUGUACCCCGCUUAUACUGCCGACUUCUUUGAUGGCAAGCAUAACAUCGUUCUUGGUGGCUCCUGGGCAACUCAUCCUCGCAUUGCUGGACGCAAGACCUUUGUCAACUGGUACCAACGCAACUACCCAUACGUCUGGGCUGGAGCUCGAAUGGUACGCGACUUGUAGACUGAUCUGCAAUCCUUUAAAAUUUCAGCUAUUCCCAAAUUUGACACUGGACAUACAUAUGGGUCACAAUUAUGCGACCCAAUUUCGUUCGGUGCCUUCAAAUUCUAAAAUCCUCUUCGUCAUUCCGGUGGAAGUUUGUGAUUUUCGGUUUGGUUGGGUGGUCCCUGUCAGUAACUUCUCCGCACAAAAUAAUGCAUCAAAAUUCAAGUACCCGUGGCGAGAGUCUCAGGAAGAUGCAACUGUGGUGAAAUUCUGGUGAAGCGUUUGUAGAGCUGUGUCUAUCCGUUAGAGUGAGUUGUGUCUGAAGAGCGGUCAA
Molecule: messenger RNA, 3041 nt
Organism: Hyaloscypha bicolor E
Lineage: Eukaryota; Fungi; Ascomycota; Leotiomycetes; Helotiales; Hyaloscyphaceae
Exons: 13
Coding region: 104-2725 (873 amino acids)
Source: RefSeq, a predicted model, not a curated record